This is a messenger RNA of Penicillium malachiteum, 1014 nucleotides long. Its product is annotated as aldo/keto reductase. NCBI's taxonomy places the organism in Eukaryota, Fungi, Ascomycota, Eurotiomycetes, Eurotiales, Aspergillaceae. The transcript has a single exon. Bases 1 to 1014 code for a protein of 337 amino acids. The record is from RefSeq and is a predicted model, not a curated record.
AUGCAGUACCAGCGACUCGGCAACAGUGGACUAAAAGUCUCUCGAAUAAUCCUCGGAUGUAUGACUUAUGGCAACCCAAACUGGGAAGGGUCACCAUGGGUCCUAGACGAGGAAGCCUCACUUCCUUUAUUGAAGAAGGCCUUUGAUUUGGGAAUAAACACUUUCGACACAGCAAACACAUACUCGAAUGGAGAAUCCGAGACCAUUCUCGGCAAAGCAUUGACGAAGUAUUCGAUUCCUCGAAGUAAAGUCGUGAUCAUGACAAAGCUUUACUACCCCGUUCUAGAGGAUGACCCGACGUCAAGGCCGAAUCCUGCUAUCAACGAUGGGCCCCUUGUGAAUCAAGUGGGGUUAAGCCGAAAACACAUUUUCGAUGCAGUGGAGGGCUCUUUACGUCGAUUGAACACCAGCUAUAUCGAUGUCCUGCAACUUCAUCGACUAGACUCAGAAACACCAGUUGAGGAGAUCAUGCGAGCGCUUCAUGAUCUUGUUCAUAUGGGAAAAGUUCGAUACUUGGGAGCCUCGAGUAUGCAUUGUUGGGAAUUUGCACGGCUACAGUAUUGUGCAAAAAUGAACGGGUGGACACCAUUUGUCAGUAUGCAAGGACUUUAUAAUCUUCUUUACCGCGAAGAAGAGCGAGAGAUGAAUCCUUUCUGUGAGGCUGAGGGUGUUGGACUGAUACCUUGGAGUCCACUUGCACGAGGCCUGUUGGCACGACCGUGGCACGAUAAAUCCAGUCGGGGAGAUCAGGAUGAGAAGACUAAACGGUGGUUUGUUGGAGAUCAGAAUGCGGUAAUUGUGAACCGAGUGGAGGAGCUUUCACAAAGAAAGAAAUGUGCGAUGAGCUCUGUCGCAAUGGCAUGGUUGAUGCAGAAGGGAGCCUGCCCUAUUGUCGGGCUAAACAGCAUCGAGCGGAUUGAAGCUGCACUGGAGGCUUUGGACAUCAAGCUCUCGCUAGAUGAAGUCGAAUAUCUGGAACAGCCUUAUCAGUCACUAAGUGUUCAGGCGAUCUGA